AUGCUUGACUACUCAGUGAGUCUCAAACAUCACCGGGAUCAACAACUCGACACUUUGAUUUUCGGACGCCCAAUCCUAGGCGGUGGUUACAAAGGUUCAGAUAGUUCGUCAAUAAAUUCAUGCAUGAAUUCCCAGGAGCAUUCGAUGAAACCACGCAAGGAAGGAUUGCAAGUGUGCGUCUGGAGUCCCCAUAGGGAUCAGGAACAGCACCAUCCUGCAAAGGUGGGACGUCCAAUUCUCGGUGGUGCUUUUGGAGGUUUUAAAGUACUCUCAACUUCUCAAGUCAAUAAUACUUAUCCUACGAAUUUAAAUAGGUUAGAUACUGACACAUUCGCGCCACCUAUUCCCAAUGUUCCUGAAGUUCUUCGUUUGAUCAGAGCGCAGCCAUUGCAGUCCAAUCCGAUCAACUUCAAUCAAGAUGAAUUUCAACAACCCGAUGGAAUGGCAGAGCUUGUAGAAGCAGCGAUGAAAAAUAUUAGAUAUAAAACGGAGCUCUGCAAACACUACAAAAGGCGAGGUUACUGUCCUAUGGGAAUCUACUGCCAAUUUGCACAUGGAAUAGAAGAACUUAGAUGUAUCUCAAGCCACCCAAAGUAUAGAACCGAGCACUGUAUUUACUUUGAAAGAGAGAGACAAUGCCCCUAUGGAAGCCACUGUGCCUUUACUCAUGCCUAUUUCUAA
Molecule: messenger RNA, 681 nt
Organism: Echinococcus granulosus
Lineage: Eukaryota; Metazoa; Platyhelminthes; Cestoda; Cyclophyllidea; Taeniidae
Product: Butyrate response factor
Exons: 2
Coding region: 1-681 (226 amino acids)
Molecular function (GO): mRNA binding; metal ion binding
Source: RefSeq, a predicted model, not a curated record